Messenger RNA from Exaiptasia diaphana, 1250 nucleotides. RefSeq lists its product as uncharacterized. The transcript has 3 exons. Bases 295 to 852 code for a protein of 185 amino acids. NCBI's taxonomy places the organism in Eukaryota, Metazoa, Cnidaria, Anthozoa, Actiniaria, Aiptasiidae. The record is from RefSeq and is a predicted model, not a curated record.
GAUACUUUAACACCWAUGAACAACAGCACAACAAUCAAAGCAGACUGCAAAUUGCUGCAGUGCAUCAUAAGUGAACGUGCCCCAGUCAACAGUCUCUCUCUCUUCGUCCAUAAACAUUGAGCUACGAAGAAGGCACGAACAUCUUCGUAAGCCCGUCGAUUCUCACGAUUAUAUUACGGACUUCAAGACGGAAUGUUUCGACUCUCUUGGUUCUCUGUCUGAAAUUACAGUACUCCAUUUAUUCGACGUUUUUCUUUUCCAUAAAGACGAGAUACAACAAAACUGUGUUUUGCUAUGGCAUCCUCAUCACGUGAAAUUGGCAAAGGCAUGAAGAUGACCAUGCAAAUGAUCAGAGCAAGAUUUUCUCAAGUCAAACAAAUUCAAACGAAGGAAGUUGAGAGUUUACUAUCGGCCUCCUCCAACAGAGAAKGAACCKCAGUUAUUCUGCUAGAUGUUAGAAGUAAACCAGAAUUCAAUGUAAGUCACUUACAGGGUGCUCACUCAGUAAAUCCAAACACAAAGAAUAUGUCUGAAGUGCUUGCCCUGAUCAAUCAACAAGUUCCUAAUGCAGAGGAUCCCAAGACAGUGGUAGCAUAUUGUUCUGUAGGAUACAGGUCAWGUAAUCUAAUACAAAAUUUAAUGAACGAACUAUCYAAGCCUGAAUAUAGCAAAGAGCGGGAUUUGAUCAAACUUUUCAGUCUUGAGGGAUCAAUAUUCAAGUGGGCAAAUGAAGGCAGACCCAUUGUUGACUGCGACAACUGUAUUGUGAAGGCUGUACAUCCUUACAAUUCUGUUUUUGGAAAGUUACUCAACAGUGAGCUUGUUAGCUUUGGAAAAGAUAGUCAACUGUGAAUUUGACAAUAUCCACAUAAACAGCUUUUUUAGAAAACAUAAAAUACAAUUAUACAGUAAAAUUUAUUUCCAUGGAUAAAUAAUAAUGAAAAAAUUGAGCAUGCUCACUCAACCUAUGUAAAUUGAUAAAAAAGGACCAUAAAACUCAGUUUGUGAUAAUUCACGUCCUUAUCACCUAUGUAGGAGCAAAACCAAGAUUUCAAACCCUYUAAGGGACUACGAGGACCACUGCUCCCUUUUAUAAGGGAAUCCACCUCCUGGGCCAACAGAUACAAUAAAUAAAUCACUAUAUAGUUAUAUCACACAAUGUCAGAAUACAAUGUGUUUACACCUGUAACUCUAAAUCUAGAUUAUAAAAAAUGKAAAUAAGAUAAAUAAAGUCAAAUGUUACACUUGUA